This is a messenger RNA of Clarias gariepinus (North African catfish), 1407 nucleotides long. Its product is annotated as extracellular calcium-sensing receptor-like. Gene Ontology annotation, cellular component: membrane. Gene Ontology annotation, biological process: G protein-coupled receptor signaling pathway. The coding region runs from base 1 to 1407 and encodes 468 amino acids. The transcript has 4 exons. Gene Ontology annotation, molecular function: G protein-coupled receptor activity. Lineage: Eukaryota; Metazoa; Chordata; Actinopteri; Siluriformes; Clariidae. The record is from RefSeq and is a predicted model, not a curated record.
AUGGCUUUGAUGAAUGGUUUGGAUAUUACAGCAGCUGAUGCCUGCUUUGGACAAGCAGUUGUGCAAGCCAUCAUAGGGGAGACAGAGUCUACGCCUACUGUAGCACUCGCAAGAACCACAGAGCCUUUUAAGAUCCCAGUGGUCAUUCAAUCUUUAAAAAAGGUAAAUUUUUCCACCAGAUUGGGAGAACAGGUUUGGUUUGACAGUACUGGAGCAAUGGCAGCAAAAUAUGAUGUUGUGAAUUGGCAACGGGGGUUUGAUGGAGAAGUGCAGUUUAAGGUUGUGGGCUAUUAUGAUGCCUCACUGCCAACCGGACAACAAUUUGUCCUGAAUGAAAAAAAGAUUGUCUGGGCUGCAGAGACAAGAGAGAAGCCAAGGUCUGUGUGCAGUGAGAGCUGUCCUCCAGGAACCAGGAAAGCUGCACAUAAAGGAAGGCCUGUCUGCUGUUAUGACUGUAUACCAUGUGCAGAGGGAGAGAUCAGUAACCAGACAGAUUCAAAUAACUGUGAGCAGUGUCCAGGAGAAUAUUGGUCUAAUGCUGACAGGGAUAAAUGUGUGUUAAAGGUCAUAGAGUUUCUUUCAUAUACAGAGGUUAUGGGAGUAGUACUGGUAUUUUUUUCUUUGUUUGGAGCAAUAUUAACUGUGUUAGUAGCUGUUUUAUUUCUAAUAGAAAAGGAGACACCCAUUGUUAAGGCCAAUAACUCUGAGCUGAGCUUCCUGCUGCUGUUCUCUCUGACUCUGUGCUUCCUCUGUUCACUUACUUUCAUUGGAAGGCCUUCUGAGUGGUCCUGUAUGCUGCGUCACCCAGCCUUUGGGAUCACCUUUGUUCUCUGUAUCUCUUGUGUUUUGGGGAAAACAGUAGUUGUGCUAAUGGCCUUUAGGGCUACACUUCCAGGCAGUAAUGUCAUGAAAUGGUUUGGGCCUCUACAGCAGAGACUCAGUGUACUUGUCUUCACUCUCAUACAGGUUCUAAUUUGUGUCUUUUGGUUAAGAGUUUCUUCUCCUUUCCCAUACAAGAACAUGAAUUACUACAAGGAAAAGAUAAUUUUAGAAUGUAAUUUGGGCUCAGCUAUAGGUUUCUGGGCUGUACUGGGUUAUAUAGGAGUUCUUGCAUGUUUGUGUCUUCUUUUGUCUUUUCAAGCUAGAAAGCUGCCAGAUAAUUUUAAUGAAGCUAAAUUCAUUGCAUUCAGUAUACUUAUAUUCUGUGCUGUGUGGAUCACCUUUAUUCCAGCCUAUGUCAGCUCUCCUGGAAAAUUUACUGUAGCUGUGGAAAUAUUUGCUAUUUUGGCCUCCAGUUUUGCUUUAUUAUUCUGUAUAUUUACACCUAAAUGUUAUAUCAUUCUGUUUAAACCUGAACUAAACACAAAGAAACAUAUGAUGGGCAAAAUAGCAUCUAAAUCACUUUAA